ACCAUGGCAGUAUCUUUUGGCCCUUUAUCUGAUCCGAGGGCAGAACUUACACUGACGGAAAUCAACCAGGAGCUUCAGUUGCAGCUGGCAAAGAACAAGCAGGACUUCCGAGACCUCACAGAGAAAUUCCUUGUAUCCCAAGCAACUGCCUACUCCCUGGCCAACCAGCUGCAGAAAUACAGCUGGCCACCAGAUAUGGGCCACAAUGCUGCUUCGAUGAUUCGAAGUCAGGCGCGAGAGCUGACCCAGUUACGGCAGACAUUACGGGAAGGGAAAGAUGACUCUGUUCUACUCAAGCAGCACCUCAAGGACCUCCUCACCCACAAUGACCUUGACAACCACCAGGGGCAGGGCUUCCGAGAGCAGCUGACUGAGGGACAUAGGCUGGCAGAGCGCCUUGCCCGCAAGCUCAGCCCAGAAACUGAUGAAGAUGAGGAAGAUGAACCAGCAGAAGAAACACUCACGCCCAGGUACCAAUGA
This is a messenger RNA of Hippopotamus amphibius kiboko, 480 nucleotides long. RefSeq names its product putative neuroblastoma breakpoint family member 5. The record is from RefSeq and is a predicted model, not a curated record. Lineage: Eukaryota; Metazoa; Chordata; Mammalia; Artiodactyla; Hippopotamidae. The coding region runs from base 4 to 480 and encodes 158 amino acids. The transcript has 4 exons.